GUGGUCGAAGAUGCGUCACUCGGCUUAGUACGUCCUCUCGAAACGGCAGCGACGAUGAGGCGACCACGAAGAGCUUCGUCGUGCUCGCUGGCUUCCGCGAUGGGCCAUCGUCUCGGCCCGCGCUGUGCUUUGACGCUGUUGACAUCUCCGAGAGUUUCCUGAGCUGAUAUCGGCGAAUACGUUACAAGCAUUUUUCGGGUGCAUGCUCGAAGAGUCGCACAUAAUUUCUGGAUGACAUUCGUCAGAUGGCAAGCGCGCAGUGGUACAUGAGGAGGUUCAGGACAUGGCACCAGGCCUUGACCCCUUCUGUGUCUCCGGAGAGGAGAUAAUAGACGUGGUGCCUGCAAUACUGUGCAAGGCAAUGAAGUGCCAUCCGUGUGCUAUCUUCUUGUUCAGGCUGCUGUCACUGCUAGGUUUGUGCCGUGCCGUGACCAUCCGACGCCUCAUUGUGCCACGCUGGGUGCGCAACGGAACCGACACGCCCGUGGUACUGGACUGUGAGUACGUGUACAAUGAGAACGACCUGAAGCUGGUGGUUAAGUGGUUCUUCAACGAUGGAGCAGAGCCGGUGUACCAGUGGAUACCCGAGAUGCGCGUCCGCGAGGCGUUCGGUGUUCUGCAGGGACGCCUGGAUGACACGUUCUCCGUUAGUUCGCGCGACAUGUAUUCGCAGUACCGCGCCAUCCGCAUCAUGAGGCCCACCUGGGAGCUGAGUGGCAAGUACACCUGCGUGGUCACUUCGCUCGCUGGACAGGACGCUAGGCACCAGGACAUGACUGUUUUUGUGCCCGCCAGGUCGUUCUCCUUCAACUACAGCAGUGCCGCCUCUGCCCUAGACGAGCAGGUGCGGUCACGUUCCGCGGAAAGCACCGUGAGGCUCCUGUGCGUGGCGCGGGGCACGUAUCCGAGGCCGGACCUAAAGCUCUAUCUCAUCAGGAGAGGAGCCAGGCGGGCAGCUGGUGACGUGGGCAUCCGAACCUACACGACAGCCACGAUCGAAGACGGCCUUUUCGACGUUGCCCUUCACGCCGACAUGAACGAAGGUCAGCUGUCCAUGCUGGCCGAUCUCUUCGAGUGUGUGUUGGAAAUCCCGUACAGCAACUACGUGCUGACGCGCAAGAUGAGUCUCGCACAUGAACUUACCUGGGGAGCUUACGGUACCUCUCCAGCUUCAUGCGGCCCGGUCCUGUCGCUUUACACCAUUAUCCUGAGCUUAAGCAUCUAUAUUGUUACUGCGUUACAUAGAAAUGGUAAGCUCAUGGAGCAUGACGUUCAGACGCGGCUCAAUAGGUGCAUGGAAGACAAUGGUAUGUAUCCGGACACCAUGACCGGUUUUCGACCCCGACUAUCAGCGUGCGACGUGAUGCUACAGCUCAAGGACCAAAUUAUGGACAAGCCAACGCGAGACACAAAAGUUAUCGAGGGGUUAGAUGUGACAAAAGCAUCUGACAACGUGAGGCACGUAUCGAUCUUGGAGAAUCUGAGCUCCCUGAACGUCGGAAAGCGAGUUUAUGACUACGUCAAGGACUUCCUUUCGAAGAGGACAGCCACUUUAAAAAUCGGGGAAGAAUCCAUCGAGGUCAAUAAAUUAGGCAAUAAGGGGGCACCUCAGGGCUCGGUGAUAUCACCCACCCUUUUCAAGAUUGUGAUGUUGAAACUGCCUGAACAGUUAAAGGCUAUUGAGAAUUUAAAUCACACCAUUUACGCGGACGACAUAACAUUAUGGAUGAACAAGGGCAGUGAAGGCCAAAUUGAAGGCUCUCUGCAAAUUGCCAUUGAUAAAAUCAUAGAGUACCUGGAGCCCAAAGGGCUUAAAUGCUCGGCCGAAAAGUCGGAACCACUCUUACUCAUGCCCGCCGGAAAACGGCGGCUCCACAACACGCCUGAAGUGGACAUCCACUUGUAUGUUAACGGCACAGAAUUCCCCGUGGUUGACAGUCCCCAUGACACACACUAUGCUGCUCUCCAACGAAGCACGCAUCUGGCGCUACUACAUGGCCAUCCAGGUCUCAAGCAGCAACAAGGAAUUUUCCAGGACAGCCGCAGGUCCAUAGAUCAGCUGUCCAUGUUUGAAUAA
Messenger RNA from Rhipicephalus microplus (southern cattle tick), 2077 nucleotides. RefSeq lists its product as uncharacterized. NCBI's taxonomy places the organism in Eukaryota, Metazoa, Arthropoda, Arachnida, Ixodida, Ixodidae. The record is from RefSeq and is a predicted model, not a curated record.